AUGGCCAAAUACGAAGAGUUCCUUGAUGGCAUGGUGAACGUUCUUCGCGAGAAUAAUCCAGAAUAUGAAGAGCUCCUUGAUGGCGCAUUGAACGCUGUUGGCGAGAGUAUUCAAGAGAUUGUAGGAGAUUUACGUAAGAGAGCUUUCACGCCAGCAAGAACUUCACUCCUUGGUCGUGAAGGCAUGAACAAGACUGCCGUUGUGAAUUUCAUGGACAUCUGCGAAAAGAUGCACAAGGAGCCAGAGCAUGUUAUGAGGUUCUUACUUCCUCAGAUGGGAACAACUGGACACUUGAAUGGACAACAAAGGCUUGUUGUUAAGGGAAAAUUUGAUUCCAGUAAUUUUGAAGGGAUUCUGAAAACAUAUAUCAAUGAUUAUGUUUCUUUUUUCUGA
Messenger RNA from Papaver somniferum (opium poppy), 393 nucleotides. RefSeq names its product eukaryotic translation initiation factor 2 subunit beta-like. The record is from RefSeq and is a predicted model, not a curated record. The transcript has a single exon. Gene Ontology annotation, cellular component: eukaryotic translation initiation factor 2 complex. Gene Ontology annotation, molecular function: translation initiation factor activity; mRNA binding; translation initiation factor binding. The coding region runs from base 1 to 393 and encodes 130 amino acids. Lineage: Eukaryota; Viridiplantae; Streptophyta; Magnoliopsida; Ranunculales; Papaveraceae. Gene Ontology annotation, biological process: translational initiation; formation of translation preinitiation complex; formation of cytoplasmic translation initiation complex.